AUGAACCGGCUUUUCGGAACAAAAAGCAACGUGCCCAAACCUACGCUCAAUGACGCAAUUCUGAGCAUAGACGAGCGUGUCGGGUCGCUUGACGUGAAGCUUUCCAAAAUCAACUCGGAGCUUUCGACAUAUCAACAGAAAAUCAGCAGAAUGCGAGAUGGCCCGGGCAAAUCGGCGCUCAAGCAGAAAGCGUUGAAGCUAUUGAGGCAGCGGAAGCAGAUCGAGGCGCAAAAGGACCAGCUUGAAAACCAGCUGUGGAAUAUGACCCAGGCAUCAAUGACUACAGACAAUUUGAAGAAUACCAUGAUCACCAUGGACGCCAUGAAGACAAGCAACAAGGCGUUGAAGGCGCAGUAUGGGAAAAUCGACAUCGACAAGAUGGAGCAGCUCCAGGACGAGAUGCUUGACUUGAUCGAUAAACUGAACGAGCUCCAAGAGUCCCUUCUGAUGUCGUACGAUGCGCCAGAUGACAUUUCGGAGCUGGAGUUGGACGCCGAGUUGGAUGCUUUGGGCGAGGAAAUGGACUUUGAGCUGGAAAUGAACGAGUCGGGGUUGGGCGUGCCCAGCUAUCUUGCGGACGAGCCGGCGGAAAAAUUGCCUGCGUUUAUUGAUGAGCCGGAAGAGGGCGAAAAGGUGGCCAACUAG
Molecule: messenger RNA, 645 nt
Organism: Clavispora lusitaniae ATCC 42720
Lineage: Eukaryota; Fungi; Ascomycota; Pichiomycetes; Serinales; Metschnikowiaceae
Gene: CTA1
Product: Cta1p
Biological process (GO): vesicle budding from membrane; late endosome to vacuole transport via multivesicular body sorting pathway
Cellular component (GO): multivesicular body
Source: RefSeq, a predicted model, not a curated record